This is a messenger RNA of Polyodon spathula (Mississippi paddlefish), 2065 nucleotides long. RefSeq names its product gamma-aminobutyric acid type A receptor subunit rho1 (gene gabrr1). Gene Ontology annotation, molecular function: GABA-A receptor activity; extracellular ligand-gated monoatomic ion channel activity; neurotransmitter receptor activity. The record is from RefSeq and is a predicted model, not a curated record. Gene Ontology annotation, cellular component: GABA-A receptor complex; neuron projection; membrane. Gene Ontology annotation, biological process: nervous system process; signal transduction; regulation of membrane potential. The coding region runs from base 1 to 1593 and encodes 530 amino acids. Lineage: Eukaryota; Metazoa; Chordata; Actinopteri; Acipenseriformes; Polyodontidae. The transcript has 10 exons.
AUGAAUUUGUGUAUAACUGGGCAUUGUUAUAUUGUUAAGGGAAAUGAGAAGGUUCUAAAGAGGGCUGUAAAGAUUUUGUUGUUCACCUUGGCUACUUGUGAAUUUGACAUUUGGAUUACCUACAACUGGCUAUCACUUUCUGAGGCUGUUGGCACCAUGCGAUUUGGUGUUGUCUUGCUGCUUUGCUUGUGGGUGCUGGGGGCUGCAGGAAGCACAGCUGAAUACAAGAGGCACAUGCAUGAAGGGCACAGGAAAGGCAGGGCUCACAGACUAAGAAGAGAAGCAUGUAAAGAUGAUGAAGUAGGAAGGCAUAAAAAGGGCAGCCCCAUCCUGAAAAGGAGUCCUGAUGUAACAAAAUCUCUAUUGACAAAAUCAGAGCAGCUUCUCCGAAUCGAUGACCACGAUUUCUCAAUGAGGCCUAGUUUUGGAGGGCCUGCAAUCCCAGUUGGUGUGGACGUACAGGUAGAAAGCCUUGACACCAUUUCUGAAGUGGAUAUGGACUUCACCAUGACUCUGUACCUGAGGCACUACUGGAAGGAUGAGCGGCUGUCCUUCCAAAGCACCAACAACCUCAGCAUGACCUUCGAUGGCAGGCUGGUGAAAAAGAUCUGGGUCCCCGAUAUGUUUUUCGUUCAUUCAAAGAGAUCGUUCAUCCACGACACGACGACAGACAAUGUGAUGCUGCGCGUUCACCCAGAUGGGAAAGUGCUCUACAGCCUCAGGGUUACAGUUACAGCCAUGUGCAACAUGGACUUCAGCCGCUUCCCUUUGGACACCCAGAGCUGUUCGCUGGAGAUCGAGAGCUAUGCCUACACUGACGAAGAUCUAAUGCUGUACUGGAUGAAAGGCAAUGACUCUCUUAAGACAGACGAAAGGAUAUCUUUGUCCCAGUUCCUCAUACAAAAGUUCCAUACGACUACAAAGCUAGCAUUUUACAGCAGUACAGGUUGGUACAACCGUCUGUACAUCACCUUCACGCUCCGACGACACAUCUUCUUCUUCCUGCUCCAGACCUAUUUCCCAGCCACUCUGAUGGUCAUGCUGUCCUGGGUGUCCUUCUGGAUUGACCGCAGGGCUGUGCCGGCUCGAGUCCCGUUAGGUAUCACCACGGUGCUGACCAUGUCCACCAUCAUCACUGGAGUCAAUGCGUCGAUGCCCAGGGUCUCCUACAUCAAGGCUGUGGACAUCUACCUGUGGGUCAGUUUUGUGUUUGUGUUCCUGUCGGUGCUGGAGUACGCUGCAGUGAACUACUUGAGUACUGUGCAGGAGCGCAAAGAGAGGAAGAUGAGAGACAAGUCCCAGCUUCCCUGUACCUGUGGUCCGUCCCACCCGCAGCCCAUGAGGAUGGAUCCCAGCUACAGUGAAGGGGAUCUCAACACCAACUCUUAUGGGAUGCCUGGGAAUGGGGAAAGGCAGGAAAGGAUUAUAGUGCAUUUGGCUCUGGGGGACAGGCGCCCCACAAGCAGGAGGAAAGGGUCCCGCGGAUACGUCAGCAUGUGGAUUGACACGCACGCCAUUGACAAGUACUCUCGUGUGAUCUUUCCUGGAGCCUACAUUCUUUUCAAUAUAAUAUACUGGUCCAUUUACUGCUAGUCUGAGGGCACAAUGCACCCGCUGAACCAGAGCAAGACAAUGAACGCUGAAUGUUUGUGCAGAAGUAAAAAUACUGUUGCUUUCUUAUUUAUUGUCAAUUGUGUUUUGUUUUUUUUGUGAAUUUAGCAUCCCCGAUGAGCUGAAAUCUUCACUACUCCACAGCUUAUAACCAGCCCUUAUCAAAUAAGUGAAACACCAAGUAAAAAGAUUACAAUAAAAUAUAUUGUAUUAAAGGUCACAGGUUUAAAAGAAUUGUUGGCAAUGGUUACAGUAAGAGCAAAACAAAUGAGACUGACUAACAAUUUAAAUGUUAAAUAUUUCCAGCAGUACCGCUUGUCACCACCAGGGGAGAAAGGCAACAAACUGCAGUUAAAUGCAACUGUCAUAAAUUAAAGGCCACUCUGCAAUCUAAUGUUCCAGGCAGGGAGGCAGAGUGGAAUAAAAACAAAUAUACUGGUGCACAAAAGAAAUG